CGGGAAGCCGAUUUGUUGUGCCACGCGUCGCCAUGGUUAAAUUGAUCGCGGCCUUACCUCACCGCCGCUUCAAUGUUGUUGCCGCUAUUUUGUUGCACUAAGAGACUCACGAACUUGACGAAAAAAGACAAUGGGACAGUUUGGAACAAUUCAAUAAACGAUGGCAAUUUAAGUCGAAUCGACUUUGGUGACACAGUUCCAAAAUCAAUUGAUCGCGAUGACGUUAGCGCUGACGAGGAUAGAUUACGCGACAGUGGGAGUCACCUCACGUGGCACAACAAUCAUAUUUCCGCCUAAUGAAGUGACGAAACAACCGCAAAAGUUCGCAGUUGCCGAUCACGACGGUGUGCUGCACAUUUAUGGCAUGAAAAAGGGAGAGCUGCAAUUAUCAUUUAAAUCUUUGCCCGGUCCAAAAAUCGAGAAAAUGGUCCUUGGUGGCUCAAUAGGUAUGGUGAGGGAUAAGAUUUUCCUUGCGUACAACAGCUCCGUGAAGGGAUUCACGAGAAAGGGCAAGCUGUUCUUAGAGUUCGAUACCAGCCUUAUAGAUCCGAUUUCCGCGAUGUAUGUCCUUGGUCCUGAUCUCGCGGCGUGCGCGCGUGAUCUUUAUCACCGAUACAAAGACUGCAAGGACGCCGAUUCGUAUCUGGCCGGCGAAACCCUGCAUGAUGUUGUGCUCUUGCCCGGGGAUGGCAACGUGGUGUACGCCAUUCUAGCCUGUGCGGAUUGCGCGGUGCGCGUUUUACAUGGCACAAGAAGUCCAACAGUCCUAAGAUUACCGAGUAUUCCUACGGUGCUUUCCGUAUACAGAGAAGGAGAGAUCUACUCGAGAGAUCGCGUUUUGGUUGGUACUGCGGACGGUAGAGUCGGACUAUUGAUCCUUCAGGGCAACAAAACGCUUCGGAAUACCUGGCUGCUGACUUCGACAGGCUCGGGAAUCACUUCGUUGGAUACUCAUCAGUUACAGGAUGGUAUAGACAUCCUCGUCGGUCGACAAGACGGAGUCGUCGAGGUAUACAUGUUUCCCGACGAGGACAUAUCGCCCACUUUGCGUUUUCAUUAUAACGCCGGCGAGAGCAUCAGUACAGUCGUAGGUGGGAUAAUCGGCGUCGCCAAUUAUCCGGAAGUUCUCGUCACGACUUACUCGGGUAGAGUGUUUGGCUUGACUACCAGUCCUCCUGGUCUACUGGAAGCAGGGCAGAGUGACGUCGGAUUGGCCAGACUGAAGCUGGAGAUACAGCAACUGCAGGAGAAGCUCAAUGAGGAGAAGGAGUCGGCCAAUUUCAUGCCAGAUCCUUUGGCACCCUCGAUACUAGCAGUGAAUCAUAAAAUGGUGCUGCAUAAAGAAGACGCUUCGUAUUCCCUGUCCGUGGAACUGGACGCAUCAAUCGAUAAUAUUCUGAUACAAUCCGACACGCCCAUCAACUUACUGGAGACGGAGAACAAUAGCGCGGUGGUCAGCUUGUCCGCUUGCGAUCCUAAAGAGGGCAAUUUUGUCCUUGCUACUUAUCGAUGCCAAAUCAAUACGAACCGUCUAGAAAUACGACUGAGGUCCAUCGAGGGUCAGCCGGGCACCUUGCAAGUCUACGUGACAUCCCAGGUACAGCCGAAGCGCUGCCGUAAAAUCUCAGUUCCUAUUUACGCCUUAUCUCUACAUGUCAGACAACACGAGGAUGAUAAUACUGCGUCCAACGGUCCAUUUAACGAAUUGAAAUUAAACGGCAAUUUUACUAUUGCUGAGAUGCACGCGUGGCUGUCUUUAGCAUUACCAGACGUACCCGAAAGGCCUCAUGUUCACGAGGGUGAAGCUGUUUUAGUAUACGUCUCGUCCUUCAUCGGAACAAUCCUCAAAUGCAAAUAUAAGAAAGGUAGUGCGCUUUUUCUCGGCGAAAACAUAUCUAGCAUCAUAAUUCUCAGAGACAUCUUGACGAAGGAAGCGACGAAACGAAAGAUAAAACUAGACGUAUUUUGUGAGGUAGCGGAAGGGAGCAUAUCUAGAGUCUUGGAGUUAAUUCUCCCGCGAUUAAACGCAGCCUACGAUUUAAUUCAAAAGAUAAAGAUUCUAGACGCUCUCGAGGAGUUAGAGCUUCAGUCUAAUCCAAAAGAGAAUUUGUGUACCGAGUAUCAAGAGUUGUUAGAAAAGGAGACAGAGAUCAGAUCGCUCAUGGCGAAGGAUCCGGAGAUUCUGAACAGGCUGCACGCUAUCGUCACCGACUUAUACGUAGAUUGGGAACGAGCAAAGCGAUCUCGAAGGAUCAGUGGCAAAGAGGCUACAGUGAAACUCAAAGAUGUCCUUGAAUCUAGGGACUUGGCUACUAUUUUGCACAUUUUUACCGGUAAAACCGACGUAAGCGGACCGUCUCUAAUACCCGCUGCUAUUUAAACGUUCGGAGAUUGCGAAUGAAGUGGACCAAUGUAUUUCUAUAAACAUGUUCAAGUAAAAAAUAUAUUUUUUAACGUUGAUUCACAA
Solenopsis invicta (red fire ant) is the source of this 2467-nucleotide messenger RNA. Its product is annotated as Bardet-Biedl syndrome 7 protein homolog. Gene Ontology annotation, biological process: intracellular transport; cilium assembly; intracellular protein localization. The coding region runs from base 218 to 2380 and encodes 720 amino acids. Gene Ontology annotation, cellular component: ciliary basal body; membrane; BBSome. Lineage: Eukaryota; Metazoa; Arthropoda; Insecta; Hymenoptera; Formicidae. Gene Ontology annotation, molecular function: protein binding. The record is from RefSeq and is a predicted model, not a curated record. The transcript has 13 exons.